Molecule: messenger RNA, 2537 nt
Organism: Branchiostoma belcheri (Belcher's lancelet)
Lineage: Eukaryota; Metazoa; Chordata; Leptocardii; Amphioxiformes; Branchiostomatidae
Product: renalase-like
Exons: 7
Coding region: 87-1142 (351 amino acids)
Cellular component (GO): extracellular region
Molecular function (GO): oxidoreductase activity, acting on NAD(P)H
Source: RefSeq, a predicted model, not a curated record
UUCAGGAAGACAAGCCAACUUUGGUCGCAAGGCGGAAUCUUUGUGUUUCUCUCCAAGUAUUUUCUCUGUAAGCUGCCGUUUGCACCAUGGUGCGAGUGCUGAUUGUGGGAGCGGGCCUGACCGGGGCCGUGAGCGCGUGUCUGCUGAGGAGAGAGCUGCAGAAAACCGCCAGUAUCGUGGUCUGGGACAAGGCCAGGGGGGCGGGAGGUCGUAUGAGCACCAGCCGUUGUCCUGAGGAUCAGAGGUGCACGGCAGAUCUGGGGGCCCAGUACGUGUCUGCCACCCCGGACUAUGCAAAGUCACAUGCCAGUUUCUAUGAGUCCCUGCUGACUGAGGGAGUUCUGCGGCCGCUGUCUGUGCCCGUGGAAGGUGACCGUUCCGACCCGGCGACACGACACUACGUCGCGCCGAGCGGCAUCAGCUCCGUCGUCAAACACUUCCUACAACAGGCAGAUGCAGAGGUGCAUUUCGGACAUCAGGUAUCUGAGAUCAGAGCCGAGCAGAGCGGAGGAACGUGGCGCGUGGCGGCGCAGAACGGGACGGAGGCGGAGUUUGACGCCGUCGUUCUGACGAUGCCCGUGCCUCAGAUCCUGGGACUGGCGGGAGUCAAGACACUGCUGGAUAACCAGCCAGCUCAGCUGUCCCAGCUGCAGCAGGCCUCCUACUCCUCCCGCUACGCCCUGGCACUGUACUUCUCACCAGGCACCAGCUUAGACAUGCCGUGGGCAGCUAAAUACGUCACAGAGGACCCCUGUGUCAGGUUCCUUUCAGUGGACAGUAGGAAAAGGGGCGUCGAUGACCCGGAGGUUGGACCAGCCCUGGUCGUGCACACGGGAGUUCCGUUUGGCCUGAACCACAUCGACCAGACACUGUCUGAGGUUCAACCAAUCAUCAUGCAGCAUCUACAGAACGUGUUGCCAGGGUUACCAGAACCCCUCAGCGUCAAGUGCCAAAAAUGGAGAUAUUCUCAGGUCUACCAGCCAGUAUCAGGCAGCCCGGGUGCCCUGGUGGUGAGCAGUCAUCCUCCCCUGGUGCUGGGAGGAGACGCCUUCACUCACUCAAACUUCGACGGAUGUAUAGAGUCUGCUCUAUCUGUUGUCAGACAAGUUAGGGAACUUCUAACAACCAGCGGACAACUGUAACAACAGUGAAACACAAUUCUGCCAGGUCACAUACAUUACAUUGUGUAUCUGCCACCCUGACAAAAUACAUGGUACAUCUAGCAGAGAAAUAUCCUUUGCAAUGGCUGUAUAGAGUCGGCUCUGUCAGUAGUCAGACAAGUUAGGGAGCUUCUAACAAGCAGUGGUCAACUGUAACGUCUGCUAACAUAAUUCCGACAAGUCACACAUAUCUGCCACUCUGACAAAAUGCACUAGAAAAGAGAUAUCCUUGAAGUUCGUAAUAUCAAUGAGUAUAAUAUUACAGCUUGUAUGAACGAUUGAAUACAGGGCUUUUUUUCCAUCUCAAUACAUGUAUUUCUGUCAUUUUUGUGUUUACGAAACUAAUACUCAGAAAAAAAGCACUGUUUAGAGAAAAAAGACAGCUGAAUCAGAGCAACCUCUGUUCACACCAAAAAAAGUUUAUUCUGAAAACAAUUUACAGUAAUAGAUAAUAAAGACAGUAACCAGCUUCAACACAGUGUUUGUGUUUAUCAGUUUUCUUGAUUUUCAGUUAUAAACUCACAUCUUCAGUUUGACCAACCACCAAACUCACAUAAAUUAGCAACAUACUCUUUGAUUUGCAAUACUCAAUCUUUAUAAAAAGUAAAAAUAAAGAACUUUCAACACAAGAUACUUCUUUAAGGGAUCCUCUUUGAAAUCACUAAUAGAUCAAACAACAGAAUGAUCAUGGUGACAAAAUACUCUUAAUUUGCUUUGACACCUCAAAUAAAAGUUCUAUUUACAAAUAGAGAACAUAACUUUGUCUACAGGUACAUGAUACAUGUGUAGCUAUACUAGCACAUUUCAACAACCAGUUUCACAAAAGUUGUAGAAAAAUAGGAGUUAACAGUUUGCUUACAACAAACGAUCCAAGCUGCAAACAAGGGCCACUUAUUCUGCUCUAACAAGCUGAUUACUUUCUGAAGAGUGCUUCAUAUAUAAUAAGCUAACUUAUAAAUCAUUGUAUAAAAACUACUCAUCAUCGAUGUUAUACAACAACAUUGUGAUGACCCUCCUCCCUGUUGCCUAAACCAGUAGCCAAAACAAAUUCUGAGCAAAAAGCUUGACUUUUAAAUGAAGAAUAUACUUCACAAGCACUACCAAAAAGACAUUACAUCACACUAAUUUCUUCGAUCUUCACAUUAUUUCCUACAGAUUUCUCUAAAUACAGUGUAGGAAGUUUUAUGCUUUUAAGCACAUCAUUUCCUCAAGUCAAAAUGCAUCCGUUUUAAGAUCUUACAGUAAUUACAUGAACAUGACUACAUAUAGACUCACACACUAAAUAAAUCUUGUUUACUCUAAUGUUCACUCACACACUUAGGUUAUGACAAGUCAGAUCAUAGUGUCACCAUUUCAAUAUCAUUUUGCUAUUAAUAA